GAGUCGACGUACGGGACACACAUCCACGAGAAGCGGGAGGAGAGGGAGGCUCGCUUCUGCAACACGGUGCACGACAUCGUGAACAGGGAGGGCCGCUGUCUGAUCCCCGUGUUCGCUUUGGGGCGAGCCCAGGAGCUGCUGCUCAUCCUGGAUGAGUACUGGCAGAACCACCCGGAGCUCCACGACAUUCCCAUCUACUACGCCUCGUCUCUGGCCAGGAAGUGCAUGGCCGUCUACCAGACCUACAUCAACGCCAUGAACGACAAGAUCCGCAAAGCCAUCAACGUCAACAACCCCUUCGUCUUCAAGCACAUCAGCAACCUGAAGAGCAUGGACCACUUCGACGACAUCGGCCCCAGCGUGGUGAUGGCGUCUCCUGGCAUGAUGCAGAGCGGCCUGUCCAGAGAGCUGUUUGAGAGCUGGUGCACGGACAGAAGGAACGGGGUCAUCAUCGCUGGAUACUGUGUGGAGGGAACGCUGGCAAAGGUGGGUUAGCCCGUCACAGUCAGA
Cyprinodon variegatus (sheepshead minnow) is the source of this 510-nucleotide messenger RNA. RefSeq names its product cleavage and polyadenylation specificity factor subunit 3-like. The record is from RefSeq and is a predicted model, not a curated record. Gene Ontology annotation, molecular function: RNA binding; RNA endonuclease activity; 5'-3' exonuclease activity. Gene Ontology annotation, cellular component: mRNA cleavage and polyadenylation specificity factor complex. The annotation marks the transcript as partial. NCBI's taxonomy places the organism in Eukaryota, Metazoa, Chordata, Actinopteri, Cyprinodontiformes, Cyprinodontidae. Gene Ontology annotation, biological process: mRNA 3'-end processing by stem-loop binding and cleavage. The transcript has 3 exons.